GUGAGAGAAACAAAGGUUAUCACUGUGCAAACUUGGCGAGCGCAGUCGGUGACCACCGUCACUCCUCGGCAUUCAAAAUAACCCCCCAACAAUUCUUGAAACGUUCUGCUCGUGCGAGCAUCACUAUUUCUCAUGAUGCGAAAACUCGACAGGUGCAGACUUUCCAUGCUCAACCCUCAGUCGAUGUCCAGUGUUCGAUCCUACGGCGGAAAACGAACAAGGUGUAUGCCAUCUCAAGAUGAAGAUCGUCUUCGCAGGCUUGACUCGCUUCGUUGUGCUCUUGAGCAGUGCUGUUGCUCGUAAAGUUGAAUUGAACACUCGUGUUGAGACGAUGCUCCCCGCCAAUUCCACGUCCUCUAUUGUCAACACCACUUCUGAAAUCUCGACUACCUUACGAACUAUCUACACGUCUCCUCCCAAUGCUACUGUCAUGCUUCCUCACAUGUACCUCUUUGAAUUGACUGCCUAUGUCAACAAGACUACAAAACACGCCCAGUAAGCCCUUGGCUCAUGAUCAUCAACACCUGUUCUGUCUCGGUGCACAUUUCUUACCCAAUCACAGCUAUUCUUUCCUUUGGUGGAUUGAGCCUGACUUCGACGCUGUGAGAUGCACGGCCUCAGCUGCAGCCUCUGACGGCAAGCUCGACGAUGUCGUGAAGUCUCAAUGCUGGCAGGACCAACCUGGGUAAAUUAGAACUCGUACACUAGGCUGGAAUUCCCUGUUCCCGUCUAUUUCUGCAGACGCAAGUCUCAGUUCACAAGCACAAUGCUGACGCCUCUUCGCCGUCGCCGUUCUCAGGCUCAAGCCGCCCAACGACACGUCUCUUGCUCACUUCAGCUUCGCGUGGGAGCACGUCUACAACGGCACCGUGCUGAUCCUUCGCUCGACCAACCCAGCCAGUGCUCACCACUGUCCAAGUUUUCCGCACGAUGCGUGUUGGGCCCAGGGUCUGCACUGGAUCAGCCCCAAGAAUAUCAAGUGGAUUGGCGGGGUGCAGCGGUUCGUUGGCGACAGCACUCUUCAGUUCCUGGGAACGUACUGCGAGUCGGGGAUGGAGGAGUGUACUUGGUCUGAGUACCUGUACUAGUGGUGUCCUGGAGUAUUAAGUCGGGUGAUCUGAGGAUGUCUUAAUCAUGUUGUAGCUGAAUCUCUAGAGUGGUCAUGCAACAUUCGCCCUCAGAUUACUGUAAUAGAAAGACAAACUUCU
Molecule: messenger RNA, 1208 nt
Organism: Cryphonectria parasitica EP155
Lineage: Eukaryota; Fungi; Ascomycota; Sordariomycetes; Diaporthales; Cryphonectriaceae
Exons: 1
Coding region: 767-1075 (102 amino acids)
Source: RefSeq, a predicted model, not a curated record